Messenger RNA from Culex quinquefasciatus (southern house mosquito), 1415 nucleotides. RefSeq names its product N-alpha-acetyltransferase 35, NatC auxiliary subunit (gene Naa35). The transcript has 5 exons. The record is from RefSeq and is a predicted model, not a curated record. Lineage: Eukaryota; Metazoa; Arthropoda; Insecta; Diptera; Culicidae. Gene Ontology annotation, biological process: N-terminal peptidyl-methionine acetylation. The coding region runs from base 111 to 1400 and encodes 429 amino acids. Gene Ontology annotation, cellular component: NatC complex.
UCAAAGUUUUCUGCAAAACGUCAAAAAUUUACACUCGGCCGCAGUGAAUGUUUACAUUUUUUCCAAGUCCGGAACGUUUUCACUGAUUUUAGCAGUAAUUUCCUUGCAAGAUGGACCAAACCCAGCUUGAACCAGAGGAUUUAAGUCUUAAACCUUCGACCCUCCCCGACGAUCUCGAUCCGUCGUUGGCAGCGGUGCCCGCUAUCGAGGAAGUAGCUACCCGAUACGCGGACCUGGAGAAUCUGCAGGGCGUCCCGUCGUGGAGUGACGUCCGGCCGAGCCCGGUCCGUGAGUGGCGCGAUGUCACGGGCGAAUUUUUCGACUGCGUCAAAGAGCUGCAGCUGGGCGAACUCAUCCACGACAACAUGUUCGGGCUGUUCGACGCAAUGUCCGCGAUCGAGAUGAUGGACCCGAAGAUGGACGCCGGGAUGUGCUGCAACAAGGAGGCAACCCCGCUGACCUUCCAGACGGCCGUUGAAACCUCCAAGAUGAAGCUGGCGAAUUUGGAGUGCCGCGAGACGAUCGGAAUCAUCGACGCCGUCUACUCGUGCACCGUGUCCUGGCUGGAAGGCCACUCGAUGGCGCAAACGGUGCUGACCUGCCUGUAUCUGCACCAUCCGAACCAGAUCGAGGACAAACCGAUGAGGGCUUUUGCUUGUGCCAUCCACAAGUUGGUCAACCUGAUUCGGAACUUUAUCCUGCGCGCUCGCGUCUACGAAGAGGAGGACUUCCAGCCGAGCACGUACGGGUACGAUCUGUGCUGCGAUCUAACGGAAACGAAGGCUUGCAACAUGCUGAAGAGCGCCGAGGAGGAUCUGGUUAGGAAGCUUAAGGACACCGAGGGCGAACGGGAAAAGGAAGAAGUUGGGGCGUUGCUGAGUCGACUCAAGUUCACCCGGCUGCUGCUGCAGUGUCUGGUGUCGCUGUAUCCGACCAAGCAAAGUUCUUCCUGGAAUUCCACCACGGUCACUGCCAACCCGGUAACUAACGUCUCGCCAAACAAAACGGAAAUGAUCGACAUCGUGAAAACGCUCAACGGAGCGCACGAGCUGACCCAGGUGAUGGAGAAGACCAUCGAGUACGGGACGCAACCGGAGCCGGACUCCGACACGCCCAACCCGAUGGGCUUCUCGAUGAUGGUGAACCAGCGGCUGCUGCCGCCGACCUUCCCGCGGUACACCAAGAUCAAGGAGCGCGCGACCUGCAUCCAGUACCUGGCCGAGCUGAUCCAGCGGCUGAAGCACGUGUGCAAGAUUGUACAUUGUACGAAUUAUCAUAGUGCGCUGGUGAGUAUUUUGUGUUAUACUUUUCCAUAUUGCAUUUUUUUCUCCAUAUUCUGGAAGUACCCCCAAGUGGCUAGGAAGGUUCAUAGAACAAGAGAUACAGGUCGUCAAAGUUGAGGUCUCAAAAAGUUC